This is a messenger RNA of Passer domesticus (house sparrow), 1004 nucleotides long. It is a transcript of the gene VPS16, whose product is annotated as VPS16 core subunit of CORVET and HOPS complexes. The coding region runs from base 198 to 1004 and encodes 268 amino acids. Gene Ontology annotation, cellular component: HOPS complex; endosome; cytoplasm. The transcript has 8 exons. The record is from RefSeq and is a predicted model, not a curated record. NCBI's taxonomy places the organism in Eukaryota, Metazoa, Chordata, Aves, Passeriformes, Passeridae. Gene Ontology annotation, molecular function: actin binding. Gene Ontology annotation, biological process: intracellular protein transport; vacuole fusion, non-autophagic; endosomal transport.
UCACCUGCCCGUGCCCAUAACCAAGAUGGCGCCGCCCAGCCCUGCGUCACGGCGCGACGUGCGGGGCGUGGCGCGCUGAGGGAGCGCCGGGAGCGCCGGGCCCCGAUCCCGGUGCCGGUGCCGGCUCCCCUCGGCCCAUCCCGGUCCCGGUGCCGGCUCCCCUCGGCCCAUCCCGGUUCCCCCGUCCCGGCCGCGCCAUGGAUUGUUACACGGCCAACUGGAACCCGCUGGGCGAGGAGACCUUCUACCGGAAGCUGGAGCUCUACUCCAUGGAGUGGGGGCUGCGGGAGGACCUACGUGACUGUGUGCUGGCAGCUGCCCCCUAUGGGGGUCCCAUAGCUCUGCUGAGGAAUUCCCGGCGGGACAAGACCCCCAGCGCCCGCCCGCUCCUGGAGAUCUACUCGGCCUCGGGGCUGCUCCUGGCCAGUGUCCCGUGGAAGAGCGGCCACCUGGUGCACCUGGGCUGGACAGCGGGGGAGGACCUGCUGUGCAUCCAGGAGGAUGGGACUGUCCUGGUCUACAACCUGUUCUGCGAGUUCAAGAGGCACUUCAGCAUGGGAAACGAGGUGCUGCAGAACCACGUGCUGGAGGCGCAGGUUUUCCACACGGAGUUCGGGACGGGCGUGGCCAUCCUGACGGGAGCGCUGCGCUUCUCCCUGGCCACCAACAUCGACGACCUCAAGCUGCGCCGCCUGCCCGAGGUCCCUGGGCUGCAGAAGCCCCCGCCGUGCUGGACCGUGCUGGCCCAGGACAGGGUGACCAUGGUGCUGCUGGCCAUGGGGCACGAGCUCUUCCUGCUGGACAACACCUCCUGCUCCGUGCUGACGCCGCCCGGGCUGAGCCCCUCGGCGGGGCCGUUCCUGCGCCUGGCCGUGUCCUUCACGCAGCGGCACCUGGCGCUCUUCUGCGACUGCGGCACCGUCUGGAUGGGAGCGGCCUCGCUCAGGGUGAGCCCGAGCCGCCGGCACCGAUCGCCGCCGCCCCUCCCGCCAGCCCGGGGCUGA